GGAAAUGAAGUGAACAAUUUUAUGCUUCGUUCCUCCUGAAAACCCGGUGUUUUGGGUUGAUUGUUCAAUUUGACAUUGUUUAUUUCCUUAUUAAAAAUUGUUGAAAGGCUGGUUUUGUAGCUUUCAUUAGACCUUUACUCUUCGUUUCAUGCCUAGGUCAUGUCUAAAAUGGACCAGGCUUCCAAAGAAGCAUGGCAGUGGGUUGAAAGCACAGAAGCUGGAGCCAUAACAAUUGAUCAUAUUCAGACUUCAUACAGGCUAAAAGUUGCCACUUGCAAACCUGGAAAAUGCAAGAAAAACUGCAAAAUAAACCCCCGGUGCCUUGUUGGACUAGGAGAGAAGGUAUGGUUGGAAGAUUUGAAGGUGACUGAAGAAGAACAAGAGGACCCUUGUGACAUUGUGCGGAAAGAGGGCAAUUUCGUUGGGCUGACCAAUCUGGGAGCAACUUGCUAUAUCAAUAGCCUCCUGCAGCUCUGGUUCCACAACCCCAUAUUUCGUAAAGCAAUCUACUCCUGGGUUCCGUUCUUUGAUCCAUCAGAGAAAGAAAACAAAACUCUUGACCUGCUAGGAAUGGGGGGUUUCAUUCCGAAUUCCCCAGUGGGUAAACUACAACUGCUGUUUGCUCAAAUGCAAUUUUCUAAAAGAAGUUGUGUUAACCCAACAUCAUUAAUCACCUCACUCGGGAUUGACACCACCACCCAGCAAGAUGCCCAAGAAUUUUCUAAAUUGUUUCUUAACCUGUUAGAAGACAAACUCUCACUCCAAACAGACACGACAGUUUCUACCAUGGUUUAUGAUCAGUUCAGAGGAGAAUAUGAAUAUGUAACAAGGUGUUCAAAAUGCCAAAAGGAGUCAUCAAGUCCUUCAGCUUUCUACGAGUUGGACUUGAGCCUUGGUAGUAAGAGCGACGUUACGUUGGACGAAUGUCUUGCCGAGUUUUUGCAUGAAGAAAAACUAGAAGGGACAGACCAGUACUUUUGUGAAAAUUGCAGUAGCAAACAGAAUGCGACGCGGAGCAUUCGCCUUCGUCACUUGCCCGCCAUGCUCAACAUUCAACUCUUGCGAUUCGUUUUUGAUCGGAAAACCGGACUGAAGAAGAAAGUCAGCUCCAUGGUGCAUUUUCCUUUUGUUGUCGAAAUGUCAAACUACGUCGAAACUCAGGGUGUGGCACCUAGCAGUCUUACUUACGACCUUUCGGCCGUGUUAAUUCACCGAGGACCCAGCGCCUACAGUGGGCACUAUAUAGCACACAUUAAGGACCCAGUAACUGGAACUUGGUACAAGUUUAACGACGAAGUUGUGCAAAAGAUUGAGGGCACCAAUUUCAAAUUGGGAAUCGAAGAAGACUUGGAAGAUUCUAAAAAAGGUCGAACUGGUGCCAAAGUUACUAAAGGGAGUCAUGGUUCCAGCAACGCGUACAUGCUCGUGUAUAGUCGACGGGAUGCUGCCAAACCAGAAAGCGUUCCUGCUUGCUCUACAACCCCAUUGCUGUCAGAUCCCUGUUCUGUUCUGCCUCCCUGGGUUCAAACUACUAUCUUUAACGAAAAUGAAAACUUCGAAGCCUGGACCCGGGACACAGCCUCUCGGAAAGACGAAAGUUUGAAGAAGAGUAGAGAGAAGCAUUCCAAAAUGAGACGUUUAUACGGCAGUCUUCCAUGCAACUCGCUGGAUCAGGGUGAAUUUGUACCUACCCAGUGGCUGUCGAGUUGGCUGGGAAAUGACGAGAAGUUAAGACCAAUUGACAAUUCCAUUUUACUCUGUGAGCACGGCAAACUGAACCCAGAGAAAUUCCGAGAAUACAAACUCGUUUCUUCCAACGCGGCUGACGAGUUGUACGCCGAAUAUUCUGGUGGCAGACGUCUGAACAUCAACGACCUGUGCUGGGACUGCGUUACGACUAAAUGCAUCACGAGUCAACUUCGGUCUCAACUGGACAACGAAAGCAAAUUGAUUGCAAAUCUGCUAAAAAGCAAAAUUGAUCCAAACCAACCCGCAUUCUGGAUCGGCAAGGAAUCUUUACGCUCCUGGAAGAAAAUGGUGCUCGAGCGGAUGGUGAAUUCUGAACGGGAAUCGAUGAAAGUAAAAAAUGGCGUCGAUAGUGCUACCAAUCAAAUCGAAGAAGCAACCAUUUCCGAUCUGCCCAUCACAUCGAAACAUAAGAUGGAAAGAAAGCGAAGCAACGGCCAGUAUAAUGGGAGCCGUUCGAUUGUUUCGGAACGUUUUGAUCGGCAACCGGAUCGAAGCGAGUGGCAAGUUGAGUUUGAAAAAACGUUGGAAUGGGAAAAUAGGCCCUCGUCUGCGUCUUCGUUAGGAGAAAUAGGAUUCAAUGAAGACCUAUUAUGCCCUCACGAUAAACUAACUGCCGAUGAAGGACCACGUAGGCUGAUCCAUUCGGCUGUGUGGGAAAUACUGCAUCGUCACUUUCCCGAGGCCAUUGAAUUUUCCUCAUCUGAACCUCCCUGCGAAAAGUGCAUUAGAAUGGCGGAACAAGAAGGUCAGACCAAGGAGUCGAACCGACUGUUGGCCAUGGAACAAAAAUCGUUGCUUCAGGAUCUGUUUCGAUCUAAAAACCGUCCGGAUCCUUUUGAGGAACAAAAGGGCGAAAUUUACGUCAUCGCCAAGGAAGUGAUCGACAAGUGGAGAUCCUUUGUCAGGGAUUCUUCCAGGAAGGAGCCAGUGACGUGCAUGUCUAACGCCCAGUUGCUCUGCCACCACGGCGGAUUACUUCACCGGCCAUCGCCCGACCUCGAGUCCGAGUCCAUGUUCGUUUAUUUGUGGCCCUGCGAAUGGGAGGCUCUGUCGAGAUUCGCCAAAGUGGACAGGGUCAUCCUAUUGCGUCGCGUCGUCCCAGAAGGCACCGGGACCGGCUUCUCUCUCAACACGGAACCAGCCGUGUGCGAGAGCUGCCUGGAGAAGCGGUUGGAGGAGGAGCGUCGGUCGCAGCUGGUCUACAGCCGGGCAGCCAUCUACGUCCGCCAAGUUGACAAAAUCGGAGCCCUAACUGACAACCUCACCGACGCGCCCUCGGCCUCGACCUUUUCGUCUUCCGUCGCCGAAGAUCCCGACUUCCAGAUGGGAUCGGAGACGAAGAGACCUCGACUAGACAGCACGGCCCAGGCCUUGGCCGUGUCUUGCCCAGUGCCGGCCCUGUCACCGGCCACGGUGGGCCAGCAGCAGCAGGCCAGGAGGAGCUCCCGCCAAAGACGAGGCCGCGGAGAGAAGGAGAUCACCGUCUCGUCCGAUCAGACCCUACUCGAUCUCAAGCGUGACAUUAUGAAAAAGUUUCAAGUGGCGCCGUUCGACCAGCAUUUGACGUGCGAAGGACGUGAUUUGAACGACAACCAAGCGACGCUGGCCUCUUUGCGCAUCUUCCCCGGCACCGUCAUCAUCCUUCAGGCGGAUGAGCCGUCGGAAGAUCCGUCCCUUAUGGAAGACUAUGCACGGACUGCCAUUCCCGAAGAAGGAUUCAAAGGAACCGAACUCCUCCGUAGCUGAAUCGCAUCCGGCGUCCAACCGUCAAGUGCCUAAAAAAAAAAUAAACAAACACACACACAAAAAUUCAGCUGCUGCGACGUUUGUCUCUCUCUCAUAACGGACGUCAGCAUAUUUUCUUUCUACUCUCUACUCUUGUUUGUUAAAUUGUUAUUAUUAAACUGGCGCGUCAACUUUUUUUUUGCAAAAGAACAAAAAAGUAAAAAAUUCAAAUUAAUAACUUACUGGGUAAAAUUUAAUUUGUUUCGUUUGAUUGUAACUCUGUGCUCAAAGAAAUAAAAAUUGCAAACUUUAAAGAAAGAGAGACAGGUUAUAUCAGCUACACCCCCGUACAUUUUGAUCGUCCGCUGUCCCAAUUUGUUCCUAACGAUAAAUCUUCCCUUUUUGUCCUCCGUAUAAAUGUCAACUGAUUUAUUUAUAUUUUAUUACGUCACCUCUUCUAUUUUUUUCUUUCGUUAUGGCGCGUAUUCUUCACACUCUACCAACAACUUUUUUCUUAUCUAAUUGGAUCUCAGAAAUUAACAAACAACAACAAAAAAAUGGGGUGUGUGUGUGUGUGUGGAGAUCUUGGUAGAACACAAACAAAACAAAAAAAUUACAUACAAACUUGAACACACAACAUUCUACUACAGUAAUAGUAAUACACAAAGAAAUUCGAAUGUAA
Molecule: messenger RNA, 4156 nt
Organism: Daphnia pulicaria
Lineage: Eukaryota; Metazoa; Arthropoda; Branchiopoda; Diplostraca; Daphniidae
Product: ubiquitin carboxyl-terminal hydrolase 48-like
Exons: 21
Coding region: 160-3495 (1111 amino acids)
Biological process (GO): protein deubiquitination
Cellular component (GO): cytosol; nucleus
Molecular function (GO): cysteine-type endopeptidase activity; cysteine-type deubiquitinase activity; protein binding
Source: RefSeq, a predicted model, not a curated record